AUGGCGGAUAGGUUGGGUCUUGUUGCAACGAUAAAGGAUCGAGCGAAUGAAAUAUAUAAGAAGGUGGAAGAUCAAAAGCCUCUUAAAGGACGGAAUCAAGAUGCUAUCUUGGCUGCUUGCCUCUACAUUGCAUGUCGGCAAGAGGACAAACCACGAACCAUGAAAGAAAUAUGCACUGUUGCAAAUGGUGCAACCAAGAAGGAGAUUGGACGAGCUAAAGAAUUCAUUGUGAAACAGCUAGAGUUGGAAAUGGGUCAAUCGGUGGAGAUGGGAACCAUUCAUGCAGCCGACUUUUUGAGACGUUUUUGUUCGCAUUUGGGUAUGACAAACCAAGCAGUGAAAGCUGCUCAAGAAGCAGUACAAACAUCCGAAGAGCUCGAUAUAAGGAGAAGUCCGAUAUCCAUAGCAGCAGCAAUAAUCUACAUAAUAACGCAACUUUCAGACGACAAGAAGCUUCUCAAAGAUAUUUCACUUGCAACGGGAGUGGCUGAAGGUACAAUUCGCAAUUCGUAUAAGGACAUCUACCCGCUUGCGUCAAAAGUAGUUCCGAGUUGGUAUGCCACUGAAGAAGACCUCAGACAACUUUGCACUCCAUGA
Striga hermonthica is the source of this 597-nucleotide messenger RNA. Lineage: Eukaryota; Viridiplantae; Streptophyta; Magnoliopsida; Lamiales; Orobanchaceae. The record is from the annotation of a GenBank genome assembly.